This is a messenger RNA of Ochlerotatus camptorhynchus, 2409 nucleotides long. RefSeq lists its product as uncharacterized. Gene Ontology annotation, biological process: DNA integration. NCBI's taxonomy places the organism in Eukaryota, Metazoa, Arthropoda, Insecta, Diptera, Culicidae. Bases 1 to 2409 code for a protein of 802 amino acids. The record is from RefSeq and is a predicted model, not a curated record. The transcript has 2 exons. Gene Ontology annotation, molecular function: nucleic acid binding.
AUGUUCCGUUGCAUCAGACUGCCAUUCGGACUUUGUAACGCCCCAGAUAUCUUCCAAGAAGUGCUUCAGCGAAAGAUUCUGGGGGACUGUAAAGGCGUUAAAAACUAUCUUGAUGAUAUUUUGAUAUUCGGAGAGACCAAAGAGGAACACGACUUAAACUUAGCUACAGUAUUGGAUCGUCUUAGAGAACAUGGAGUGGAAAUCAACAAGACGAAGUGCGUGUUUCAGAGCCAGAGACUGCGGUUUUUAGGUUUCAUUUUGACCCCUGAUGGUUGGCAAAUCGAGGAGGAGAAAUUGAGUGCCAUCAGGGAUUUCCGUAAGCCAGUAAACUGUUCAGAGGUGAAGAGCUUCCUGGGGCUAAUCACCUUCGUUGACCGUUUUCUGUUACACCGUGCUACGGAGACAGAGCACUUACGAACGUUGGCUAGUGCCGAAAAGUUCUAUUGGACAUACAAAGAGGAAACGGAGUUUGCAACCCUACAAAAGGAAACGUUGAAUCGGAUCAAGACUUUAGGAUUUUUCAGUACAACGGACAGAACGGAAUUGUUUGUAGAUGCGUCACCUGUUGGCUUGGGAGCUUUUCUAGCUCAGUUCAACAACGCAAACAUCCCAAGAAUUAUCGCGUGUGCUUCCAAAAGUCUCACAUCAACGGAGCAAAGAUAUCCUCAAACGCACAGAGAGGCCUUGGCGGUAGUUUGGGGAGUAGAGCGAUUUUCGUUUUACCUAACGGGCCGAUCAUUUACAGUGAGGACGGAUGCAACUGCGAACGAAUUCAUCUAUAACUGCCAACAUAGAAUAGGGAAGAGAGCUGUCUCGCGAGCCGAGGCGUGGGCACUGAGACUGCAACCGUACGAUUUUACAAUUAAAAGAGUUGCUAGUGAGGAUAACGUCGCGGAUGCCUUGUCGCGCUUGAUUCAGUGUUCUCAGGAGGCAGAGCCGUUUGAAGCUGAAAAUGAGAAUCAUCUUUUGUACGCUCUGGACGGGGGCAUGAAUAUCACGCUGGACGAAAUUGAAAAACAUUCGGAGACAGACGCGGAAAUGCAAAACCUAUGUUUGGCCUUGAUGUUCGACAAGUGGCCACAGAGCUUGCGGCGAUACGAGUGUCAGAAAAAGGAUCUACACAACCUCGGUUCCCUAAUCUUCAAAAGCGAUACAAUCGUACUCCCAAAAUCAUUGCGCGAAAAAGCUCUGCAUUCGGCGCAUGGUGGUCACGUUGGGGAAGUUGCCGUGAAGAGGAUCAUGCGAGAAUUUUUCUGGUGGCCAGGAAUGUCAUCGGACACGGAGAGUUUCGUUAAAAAAUGUGAAACCUGUGCAUUGUUGGCUAGGAAAAAUCCUCCAAUCCCGCUUUCAUCCCGUGAAUUGCCAGAUGGCCCGUUGGAGAUCCUUCAAAUAGAUUUCCUUACAGUAACUGGGUUUGGUUCAGAAAAGUUUUUGGUUGUCGUGGAUACGUACUCACGAUUCCUGUACGUCAUCGAAAUGCAUCACUUGAACGCUGAAAGUACGAAUGCGGCCCUUUGCGAUAUUUUUAAACUUUGGGGCUGUCCAAAGAUUUUACAGAGCGACAAUGGCCCACCGUUCCAGAGUUCGAAUUUCUGUAACUUUUGGGAGGAGAAGGGCGUCAGAGUAAGAAAAGCUAUUCCAUUAAGUCCGCAGUCAAACGGAGUAGUAGAGCGGCAAAAUCAAGGGAUUAUUAAGGUCCUGGCGGCUUCUCGGAUAGAAGGAAUUAAUUGGCGAACUGCUCUUCAACGAUUCGUGCAUAAUCACAACACUCUUGUGCCCCAUGCUAGACUAAAAGCGACACCAUUCGAGCUAUUGGUGGGGUGGAAGUUUCGUGGCACCUUUCCAAGCCUAUGGAAGGAGGAUAAAGAAAAGGAAUUGGAUCGCAUAGAUCUGAAAGAGAGGGAUUCGGAGGCUAAGCUCGUCAGCAAAAAGCAUGCAGACAUGAUCAGAGGAGCGAAGGAGUCAGACAUAAAAAUUGGAGAUGUAGUUCUUCUGCAUCAACAACGAAGAUCGAAAACCGACUCUUCAUUUUCAUCGGAACGCUAUACAGUUAUAGCCAGGCAAGGAGCAAAAGUUGUAGUAAUGAGCGGGAACGGUAUUCAGUACGCUCGAAACGUCCACGACAUAAAACUGGCCCCUUGUACAGAGGAAAUGGACCCGAAGGGCAGUGGGCCACACAGUGCUAUCCAGAAUGAUUCAACACCAACUCGGUCACAGAUGGGAAUGACGGACAUUCCAGAAGAUAUGGGUUCUCAGCCAAUUGAGCGAAAUCUUCGUUCUAGAGGUGGACUAAAUAAACCGUCGAGCCGACUGCUUCCACUAAUUACGCCGGCUGCUUCCACUGAUCCGCUGGAGGAAUCCUUACCGAUGCAACGCAUGCCGAUGCCGGAUCCCGAUGUUUAUGUUUAA